Molecule: messenger RNA, 5465 nt
Organism: Sorex araneus (European shrew)
Lineage: Eukaryota; Metazoa; Chordata; Mammalia; Eulipotyphla; Soricidae
Gene: POC5
Product: POC5 centriolar protein
Exons: 12
Coding region: 122-1852 (576 amino acids)
Cellular component (GO): centrosome
Source: RefSeq, a predicted model, not a curated record
GAAACUGUCAGGUUGCUGCUAAGGAAGCCGCGGCUCUGGCUGUUGUCUCCUCGGCGUCACGGCGAAGAGAAGCAGAGAGCGUAGUCCUGGUUUGCGGGGAGCUUGGACGCAUUUGCACAAAAUGUCAUCAGAUGAGGAGAAAUGCUCAUUUCCAGUUAUGCAAAGCAGCUCUGACAGUUCCGUCUCUUCAGAUCUUCAGGAAGAAUAUGAAGAGUUGCUUCGCUACGCUAUAGUGACUCAAAAUAUUGAAUCAAAUGCUUCACAUCAAGUACCAUCUUAUGCUAAGGGAGAUGCUAUGCCAGAUGUUCGAAUUCCUAUCCUAAUCGAUGAUGUUCUUCAUAAUCAAGCAGGAAGUGGCCCUGCAGCAAGAGAACCAAGAUCGGAAGUUGGAAAAGGAUAUGAUUUAAAUACCUCAAUUCUUUCAAAGGCAGAUGGGCCAUCGCCACUGUCUUCACCAAGGAAACCUUCUCAUCCAGUCAUGGAUUUUUUCAGCUCAAAUAUUUUAGGUGACUCUUCCUCCCCGGGGUCUAAUUCUACCCGUCCAGAUGUCCAGGAAGCCAACAUGGGUGAUUUUGUGGUUUCUCCUGAAAGCCUCCAGAAAGUGGAAAACAUCCUUGAUCUUUGGAGCUCAGGGAUUAAGACAAACAUCUUAUCAGAAUUAACGAAGUGGAGACUUAACUUUAUUGACUGGCAUCGGAUGGAAAUGAAAAAAGAGAAAGAUCGGCACGCAGCAGAUUUGAAGCAGCUGCACAGCCAGAUCAAUAGCUUGAAGGAGCUACAAAAGGCUUAUGAGGUCUCCAUUGGGAGAAAAGAUGAGGUGAUUUCUAGCUUGUCUCAUGCCAUAGGCAAGCAAAAGGAAAGAAUAGAGUUGAUGAGAACUUUCUUCCACUGGCGAAUUAAUCAUGUCAGAUGCAGACAGGACGUUUAUGAAGGUAAACUAGCUGACCAGUAUUUCCAGAGGACUCUGCUGAAGAAGGCCUGGAAAGGCUGGCGCUCCAUAGUGCAGCGGCAGUGGAAAGAAGUUGUGGAGCGUGCUUGCCAGGCAAGAGCUGAGGAAGUCUGUGUCCAUAUUUCUAAUGACUAUGAAGCCAAAGUUGCGAUGUUGUCUGGAGCUUUGGAAAAUGCAAAAGCUGAGAUCCAGAGAAUGCAGCACGAAAAAGAGCACUUUGAAGAUUCCAUGAAGAAAGCAUUCAUGAGAGGUGUAUGCGCAUUAAACCUUGAAGCCAUGACUAUGUUUCAGAACAGAAAUGAAACGGGGAUAGACGUGACAAACAUUAAGAAGGAUGAGUACGGCUCUGGUACUCAAGGAAAAGAGCAUCCUGUUCCUCUGGAUCCUUCCGCUCCUUCUGCACCGUCGUGCAGCACGCGGGCCGCCACGCCCCCGGCUGCGGCUGCAGGAGCAUCCAGCACCGCAGUCUUCCCCUCCGGGGCGUCUGUCACCACCUCCGGCGCUGCUUCUGCGUCCUUCCACUUUCCCGUGUCUUCUCAUCUUGGUACUGGAUCUUCAGUUGCUGCUGCACCAGAAGAGAUGUAUGUUCCCAGAGUUGUAACAUCUGCACAGCAGAAAGCAGGAAGAACAAUUACAGCCCGAAUCACAGGAAGAUGUGAUUUUGCUUCAAAAAACAGAAUUAACAGCAGUUUGGCAAUUAUGGGAGUUUCUCCACCCAUGAGCUCAGUUGUUGUUGAAAAACAUCAUCCUGUCACAGUGCAAACCAUCCCUCAAGCUACUGCAGCAAAAUAUCCCCGGACUAUUCAUCCUGAAACGAACGCCUCAACUUCCAGAUCUCUGGGAACCAGAUCGGCUCACACCCAGUCUCUCUCAAGCGUUCAUUCCAUAAAAGUGGUUGACUAAACAAACAUGUUUAUGGUGAAGUCUUUUCAUUCCUCUGGUUUAUAAAGAAUUAGAGGUCUUUAAUUUUUCGUUCUUCCAUAUUCUUAGUACAUUAAGGAUAUAUCAUGUUCAUUUUCCCAAAAUUACAAGAGACUUUUAAAAACCAUACCGUCCUUUGUAAUUAUAUGUAGAAUAAAUUUAAUAUUAUUUUUAUCUAAUUAAGUAAAAGUUUUUUUUAAUUAAAAAUACCAUGGACUCUUUUUCUUCUUAAUAUGUUCAGCCUGUAACAAUAUGUCAUUAAGGUAUAUAAAUCCUGCUUUGUUUUUUCUCUGUUAUUUCCAAAAGACUAAUUCCCAGUGUUGUCAACUAAACUUAAAAGAGAUCCCUAAAAAAAAAGAUGUCUAAGGGACUGGAGAAAUAGCGUGGCAGAGUAAGGCAUUUGCCUUGCAUGUGGCAACCCUGGUUCAGACCAUAGCACCACAUUUAGUUCCCCAAGCACCACCAGCAGUGGUGAUCCCUGAAUGCCUCUGACUGUGAUCUCCACAAAUUUACUAAAAGUUAAUAAGGUUAAUAGAAACUAGGGUAAUUUUAUUUUUAUAUUGAAAAGAUAAAGGCCGAAAGUACUAAUAAUUCUUCUCACAGUUUUUUUGUAACUUUAGAGUACUCAUCUUUAUUUUUCUAAGACUUAACAAUUAAAAGCAGAUUUUGAGAGGCUGGAAUGACAUUUUAGUGAGUAAGGCACUUGCUUUACAUGGGAGCUCCAACCAGGAGUAAGCCCUUAACACAGCCAGGUGUGACCUAAAAACCAAAAACAUUAAAAAUAAGGUAAGAACAGAUUUUUUUAAAUCUAUAGCAUUAAAACCUGCAUUAUGCUCUCUAGACACCCAAAGAUUGUCAAACUAUUGGGUAGCCUGAACAGACUCAACCUUCUCAGCCUGGAUGGAGACCUCAGUGGUGGCCAGUAGGAAGAAACCAUCGCUAUAAAACUACAUCAAACUCUCGGGCUGCAGGGAGCUCGGACCAUCAAACCGUUGGACCCCAAGAGCCGGCACCAGUGCUGCGGAGCAGGGGCGGGAAUGGGGCCCGCCCCCCCUUUUCAAUAAAGUUGCUGGUGCUGAAAAAAUUAAAAAUAAAAGUAAAAAUAAUAAAACUACUUCAAAGAACAAGGUCAGCCUCUCAUGGUUUGCAGGCUCUGCAAGCUGCAUGGGAUAUCUUGGACCAGACAUGUAAUAUAUAUGACUCUCGGGCUCCUUACUUAUGAAACAGAUUUACCUACUCUACCUAUUUCACAAAGUGCAUAAAAGUACAUGUUGCAUAAAAACGCGUCCAUUGAGAAGAAUCUGUCCUCAGCCUAAAUUUCCAUAGCUUUAAUAAAUGGUCAUCAUUUACAUCCAGCAUAAAAAACAUGUAUAAUUGUAUGUUGAUUAUAGAAUAAUUUGAAAUUGUUCAUGAUUUUAUCUCUGAUUCAGAUUUGAGAAUGGAAAACCUUAAAUUAUAAUGACUAAGGAAUAUAAAUUGAUACCAAAUUUCAUAGUUUCCCAUUACAAAAAUAAUGUUCAGGGUGAAAAAUAUAGUAAAGUAUAGAAAAAUACAACAUUAAAAUUAUCUGUAAUUAUACCAUCAAGAGGUUAGAAAAACACUUGAUAGAUACAUUUUUAGUCUUUUGUAAUACAUGUGUUAACUUAUUUCCAUUUUUAAUUUUUGUUGACUUGCUAUUUUAUAAUAUGAAGGAAUUUCAGAGAGGGGUUAGCUUCAUACUGAUAUGUGUGUAACUGGAGUUCCCAUGACAUCUUACCACCAAAAAGACCUUCUACUCAUUCUUCCCUCUACUUUCCCUCUGGUGAUUACCACCACAGUUUUAACUUGAAUCUUAGGAGUUUGUUUUGUUGCUACUUGCUAGUUUGUUAGCUUUAGUAAUUUAUAUUCCACAUAUGAAUGAAAUCAUACAGUAAUAAACCAUCCAAUUGUCUUUCACUUAUUUUGCUAAGCAUAACCACCUCAAGUUCCAUCUAUUUUGUCCCAGCAGACAGGAUUUCCAUUGGUGGUGGGAAAUGUGAAGGAUGUCUAGAAGGAUCCAGUGUUGGAACAUUGUAUGACUGAAACCCAAACAUGAACAACUUUGUAAUUGUAUAUCUCACAAUGAUUCUAUGUUAAAAGAAUGUCAUUACAUUCAUCUUGAAAUGACAUAAAAGGAUCUGCUGAGUAUAUAUAUAUACAGCACAGGCCUGGAGAAAUAGUACAGCACGUAGGGCACUUGCUUUGCAUGUGGCUGACCUGGGUUCAAUCACCAGCAACGCCUGUGGUCCCUGAGACCCGCCAGGAGUGAUCUCUGAGUUCCGAGCUAAGAGUAAAUCCUGAGCACCACCGAGUGUGGCUCAAAAACCAAAAUAAUAAAAUAUAUUCACACAGCAAAUUUAUCUGGUUGCCCAUGGCUGGACACUUAGAUUAAUUCCAUGGUUUGACUACUGUGAUAAGGCUAUGACAUGGGGGUGAAGAUACUAUGAAUUAGUGAUUCCACCUUCUUUGAAUAAAUGUCUUGGAGUGGUAUUGUUGGGUGAAACAUUUUUAUUAAUUUAUAUUCCUGCUUUUGGACCCGGCUGUGGAGCGAGCAUGAUGGAGGGGCCCGAGGGAGCGCCCUCGGACCCCAAGCAGCCCACUGAACUAAUUCCGGCAUGGGACCAGAGACCCCACGGCGUGCUGAAGCAGUGGGACCCGGGCAUCCCCCAAUUCUUUUAACCUGUCUCUCUCUCAACUCCUCCCUCCUGAGCACAGCGCAGGGGCCGCGGUUUUCCUGAGCGCAAAAGGGAGACGCCGAGCCUCUCUCUAGGUUUCUCCAUCUUAUGAGCACCAUAAAAGGGUAAAAGUUUGUAGUGAUGUUAUUUCUGGUUGUACUUUCCCUGGACUUUAUACAGAAACCCAAAACCGCGAGGCCGCGGCAGCGGCCGCGCGACUUAAUGUCAUAUUAGUAUGAGCAAUAUGUAAUGGUUCCUUUCUAAUGGGGCGGACUUUUGUGGGAGAUCCUAAUUAGUAAGUCUGUUGCUGAAAUAUUGAAGGCAAUCAAAGUGGUAGCCAUCUCACUAGACUGAACUAAGCUAUAUCCCCACGCCGGUUGAGAAGAAAUUUUCUUCUUUCUCGGGAAGAAAUGCGGUGUGUCAUCAACUACAGUGUGAUGUCCAUUAAGCAAGCAGACCUGGUGGCGUGGGAAUGGGAUAUAAGGGGAAAAAUUAUGUACAAGGAACAGCGGGACGCUGGUGGAAUCUCGAGCCGGAGCCGAUACCAGCGCAAGACCUUCGGGUCCAGAGACUGCUUGGAGACACUCUACUAGUCUAUCAACUAAGCCAGAGCCCCACGCCUGCUGAUGACGGGAAAUAACCAUCCUUUUCGGUUUUUUUCCCUUGUCAGGCAGCGUGGCGAUUACUAAAACAGGCGUGAACUCGGUGGCGCGGGGCAAGGGGGAAAAAGAAAAACUAUGUAACAAACAGCGGGACUUAAUAUCUCUAUAUUCUUAGCAAUGGAGAACUAUCAAAUGCCUCCUUGGCAAUAGGACUGCUUUUAUUUUUUGGGGGAAACCCCAACAACGGUAGUGAGUUGUGUGUCGAAACAUGGAAUGUAAUCGAAAUAAGGCGUAAACGAA